AUGGAAUUUUAUGAGGUCACUAAUGGACAGCAGGCAGAAUGCCAGGAAAAGAAUGGAAGGAAAGAAACAGGAAAAAUUUCUGCUAUGCAAGAAUUAAAUGAGCAGUUUGUUUCAGAUCCAUGUGCCAGCAAGCCUUGUCACCAUGGCAACUGCAGUAGUAAUGGCGAUGGCUAUCUCUGUGUUUGUAAUGAAGGCUACAAAGGUACAGACUGUGAACACUCACUUUACAGCCCUCCACUCUCAGAAUGGACUGAGUCAGAGGCAUCAAGCCAAAACAGGCUGGUAUCAACCACAGUGGAACCCAACAUUGUCUUGCCACGAGCCCAAGCAACCAUGACAUUGCCUACAUGGGAGCCGAAAGAAGGUCAGAAAGUUGUGGAUUUGAAAUGGGAUGAAGUGGAGAUUAUUCCUGAUGUGGCUUGUGGAAAUGCCAGCUCCAAUAAUUCUGGUGGGGGUCGCCUUAUUUCUUUUGAAGCACCACAGAAUACAUCAAUAAAUAUAAGGCAAGAUGCCACAGCUUCUCUUAUCUUGUUGUGGAAGGUAACAACAGACAGAUUUAAACAGUGCUCACUUAUAGAUGCCACAAGUGUAACUCUUCUCCAAGCAAUGGGUGGACUUGUCCUGACGGAGGAAAUGCUUUUGUUAGGAAACAACUAUUUCAUUGGUUUUGUUAACAAUUCCAUUGCCAAAUGCAUUGUGGCUUUGCGUUUAACGGUGACAGUAAAGGCCAGCACUUGCUCGCCUGAAGGAAGCCAAUCAGAUGACCUUCAAUGUUCAGGGAAAGGAAGAUGCAUCACAAAGCCGUCAGAGACAACUUUUUUCUGUGACUGUGAAGAUCAGUAUUUGGGUGGUUUCUGUGAAGAAUUCAAUGCUUGUCAAAACAACCCAUGCCAGAACAACGGAACCUGCAGGGAUGUUGCAGAAAAACAUGAUGGACACAAUUUCACCUGCACUUGCCUUCCUGGAUAUACUGGAGAAAUGUGUCAGUCAGAAAUUGACUAUUGCAGUCAACAGCCAUGUCAAAAUGGAGGUACCUGCUCUUCCAGCAUCAGUGGAUUCAGUUGCCAGUGUCCAGAGGGAUACUUGGGACCAUCAUGUGAAGAAAAAGUCGAUCAUUGUGCUUCAUUCCCUUGCCAGAACAAUGGAACCUGUUAUGCAGAUCGGCUUUCCUUUACUUGCAGUUGUAGCCCGGGAUAUACAGGUCCUACUUGUGCCCAGCUGAUUGACUUCUGUGCGCUGAAUCCUUGUGCUCAUGGCAUUUGUCGUAGUGUUGGAACAAGUUACAAAUGCCUCUGCAUCCCAGGUUACCAUGGACUCUAUUGUGAGGAAGAAUACAACGAGUGCCUUUCAGCACCUUGUCAGAACGGUGCCACCUGCAGAGAUCUUGUCAAUGGCUAUGACUGUGCAUGUCUUGUUGAAUAUGAAGGAAGGCACUGUGAAUUAUACAGAGAUCCUUGUGUUAACAUUAGCUGUCACAAUGGAGGAACUUGUGAAAGUGAAGGGCUAAAUGCCACAUGUAUGUGUGCACCUGGAUUUACAGGUGAAGAGUGUGACAUCAAUAUAAAUGACUGUGAGAGUAACCCCUGCCAUCAUGGGGGAAUGUGCAUAGAUCAGCCCAACGGAUAUACCUGUCAUUGUCCCCAUGGCUGGGUGGGAGCAAACUGUGAAAUACAUCUACAGUGGAAGUCUGGCCAUAUGGCAGAGAGCUUGACAAAUAUGCCAAGACAUUCUCUGUACAUCAUCAUUGGAGCCCUCUGUGUAGCAUUUGUUCUUAUGUUGAUCAUCCUGAUUGUGGGGAUCUGUCGCAUCAGUCGCAUUGAGUAUCAAGGUUCAUCUAGGCCAGCAUACGAGGAAUUCUACAACUGCAGGAGCAUUGACAGUGAAUUCAGCAGUGCCAUUGCUUCUAUCCGACAUGCCAGGUUUGGAAAGAAAUCUCGACCAGCAAUGUAUGAUGCAGCUCCAAUUGCUUAUGAAGAUUACAGCCCUGAUGACAAACCUUUGGUCACACUGAUUAAGACAAAAGAUUUGUAAUCUACUUCAGGUGUUUUUUUGGGGGGUAUUAUUUUUCAAAAGGAUGGGCUACUGAAUUAAUUCAAAUAUUUUUAAGAUGAAGAAAGUGUAAGAAAUUAAAAAUGUUCAGCUGCUCCAGAAUUUUCUGUAGAUUAUUUAAGAACAGGUUUUCUGCAGCUUUUAGUUUAGGGAAAAUAUUUUAAAACUGAAUUUGUGGAGUCCAUAGUUUACUUUUAAUGUACCUUCAGCUUUAGAAACUCUUAAUCUUACCAAUAGUGUGUGCAUUUACCAAACUCAGAUGACGAAGUUGUGUGGUUACAGACAGAAUAUGAUAGGUUAAGCAAUGACAAGUUUCUCUUUAACAUAACAGUGCCAGCAUUCUCUGUAGAGUUAGGAAAAAAAAUGUAAAACUUGAUAUAUCCAUUACUGAAAAAUGAAGUCUGAGAUGUUUGUGUUUGUGAAAAGGAAUCUAGUAAAAAAUUAUUAUUCCUAAACUGGAUGAAUUAGCUUUCUCCCUCUUUUGUGCAUGGAUAACUAAUCUAUUUCUGCAUUAUGUUCCUGACACUUGCUGAAACAUAAUCUUGAGUUGAUGUUUGCCAUUUUUGUAAUAGUAUUGAAGGUGAGCUUUGUAAAAAUGAUAUAAAAUUGAAGUGCCUAUUGAGGCAAACUCAGGGGUUGAUCCUGCUACUUUUGAAAUAAGUGGAUAGUAUAAUUUCCAUUGACUUCACAGUACUGAGGGUCAGCUCUUUAUAUUGGAACUAUAUUUUUCUUUAAAAAGUCAAGUUUUUUAUAGUGUCAGUAAACAAACCUUAUAAUUUAAACAGGUUGUCUCUCAAAUGUUGUUAAUGUACAGUAUUAUUUUUAUUUCAGUAUGUAUUUCUCAUAGUGCAUUGUAUUUAUAUGUGUGUGUUUUUCUGUGGCUCUGUUUGAUUGCUUAUGUGCUUCAAAAUUCUUGCUUAUUUCAGAGAUAUUGAAUAAAUGUGAUCAAUCCA
Pogona vitticeps (central bearded dragon) is the source of this 3002-nucleotide messenger RNA. The record is from RefSeq and is a predicted model, not a curated record. NCBI's taxonomy places the organism in Eukaryota, Metazoa, Chordata, Lepidosauria, Squamata, Agamidae.